GCAGCCGCACGUAUCAAGGCUGAUUUAUGGUUCCGCGUCGUUGCGCGACGCCGCGUACCCUACGCCGUACCCUACGCCGUAGGCUCUGCGUCGAUUUAACGCGGGACCAUAAUUCAGGGUUCAGCAGGGAGACCAGGAGCCGCCGUGCCACUCGAGUUGCGUGUGCGGGGCAGAAAUGGCAACCUGGGGGGCUUUCUGCGUUGGUCUGCUCAACUACAAGACGGGGAAAAUUGUCAUCGCCGAAAACAGGAGAAUUGGAAUUUUAUUCCGGAUCUAUCAGCUGGCCGUGCUGGGAUACAUAAUUGGGUGGGUGUUUGUUGUAAAGAAAGGCUACCAAGAGCGAGAGGAGGCCAUCCAGACGUCUGUCAUCACCAAACUCAAAGGUGUCACUCUGACCAACACCUCGGAGACCGGGCCUUACCUGUGGAGUGCUGAGGAUUACGCCAUACCCCCAAAUGGCGAGCAGGUGUUUUUCAUAGUGACAAAUUACAUAGAGACCCCCAAUCAGAGGCUGGGUUUCUGCGCGGAGAGUUUCAAAGUGCCGAAUGGACGAUGUCAAAGCGACGAUGACUGCCUUGAAGGAGAUACAGUAAUAGCUGGUCACGGAAUAAAGACGGGCUUGUGCCUGAACAGCACCGGGACCUGUGAGAUUAACGCCUGGUGUCCAGUUGAGAACAAGAGCAGACCCCCUGAACCCUUGCUGAGUGAAGCAGAAAACUUCACCAUCUAUAUCAAGAACUUCAUCAGGUUCCCAAAGUUUGAAUUCUCCAAGUCCAACGUCCUUGAAACCUCAGAUGAGCACUACCUGAAGAAGUGCUCCUUUGACAGAGAGAAUCACCCUUACUGCCCCAUCUUCCGCCUCAGGGAUCUGGUCAGCAACACUGGACAUGAGUUCCAGGACAUGGCUUCUAGGGGCGGCUCGGUUGGUAUUCUCAUUGAGUGGAACUGUGACCUGGAUAAGGACUACUCCAAGUGUAACCCACAGUACAGCUUCACACGCUUGGACUUGAACACCAACAACUCAGUAACAUCAGGAUACAACUUCAGAUAUGCCAGGUACUACCAGGAUCAAAACGGAGAGACCUAUCGCACUCUGUAUAAAGUGUACGGGAUCCGCUUUGAUAUAAUGAUCAAUGGCAAGGCAGGGAAAUUCAAUAUUGUUCCCACAAUAAUUGCUAUCGGCUCAGGCCUGGCUCUGAUGGGUUUGGGAGCCUUUGUGUGUGAUAUGAUACUACUAUACAUGAUGAACACAAGCUCCUUCUACCGAGAUAAGAAGUUUGAAAUCAUAAACUUCAAGAAAGAGCGGACCAAAUCCAAGAAUGGAAAAGAAGGACACCGGGAAAGGAGAUCCAGGAAACCGGCUACAGAGAUAGAUGUUGUGAACUCCAUCAAGAAUCCAGAGGAAGCUGAACUCACAGUGGAGAGUCAGGCGCCUGUGGACAAGAGAGGUCCCACCGUCCCACGAAACACAGGCCAGAGAUACCCUACUGUUUCGUCUCAUAAAGGUGCAGAGCCGAAGCAUCAUAUCACAUUCGCUUCACAGAACUAAGGUUAUAGGCAGACACGGUCAAACAUCCUGCAGAUGUUUGUGUUGCACUGCAGGACGUGGGUCCCAAAGUCAGACUGUUGUCCUCUUCUCACCUGUCAGCACACUCCACAACAUGAGUGAUGCUUGCACUGACUGAAGGCAUGCUGGUCCAGAGAACUGUCAGCGCUGUGCACCGCGCAUAAGGCACCAGGACACGCAUGAGAGCAGAAAGGUGAAAACAUUAGGUCCAUUUAUAGUCAUUUACGAUGAAACUUGAAAAUCCAAAUAAACUACAGAUGAUGCCGUUUCACAAACUGAGGAAUUAAAUGUUUAUAUGAAUAUUUUAUCACUCUAUAAGCACCAUUUCUAAUUUCAUUAAUACAAGGUUUUAUUUUUGCCCUUUAGUGAUAGCAAAAACUUCUAAAAUUUCUGUAGAAUAUACUUCAAUACGAUAAACACUUGAUAAAUCUCUUUGAACAAUAUGUAGGAAAAUACCUGAAUGUUUUCAGUUGUGGUUUUAUAGAUGAACACACAACGUUGUGUAAAGAGCAUUCAUGUGUACUGUGUAACACCGCUGCUAUUUUUUCUGCAAUAUGUUCAGUUAUGGUCGUGCCGAUUCCUGACUUUGACGUCAGCUUUGCAGUUGCCAUGAUACACAAUGCCGUGACAGGAUACACAACAUACAACCUGUGAAACUGAGGAAAGCAGCCCAUCAUUUGAGCGUACUGUGAAGGGACUUGUCCAUUGUGAUGAUGUUCUGGUUGAGUUCAGGGAUUCCCUGUCCUUUCUGCCGUUGCUGUCUCUAUUUAUUAAAUGUACUUUAUUGUUAGAAAUAAA
Molecule: messenger RNA, 2365 nt
Organism: Cololabis saira (Pacific saury)
Lineage: Eukaryota; Metazoa; Chordata; Actinopteri; Beloniformes; Belonidae
Gene: p2rx5
Product: purinergic receptor P2X, ligand-gated ion channel, 5
Exons: 12
Coding region: 176-1549 (457 amino acids)
Biological process (GO): response to ATP; monoatomic cation transmembrane transport
Cellular component (GO): nuclear inner membrane; plasma membrane
Molecular function (GO): extracellularly ATP-gated monoatomic cation channel activity; purinergic nucleotide receptor activity
Source: RefSeq, a predicted model, not a curated record